Mycena citricolor is the source of this 1681-nucleotide messenger RNA. NCBI's taxonomy places the organism in Eukaryota, Fungi, Basidiomycota, Agaricomycetes, Agaricales, Mycenaceae. The record is from the annotation of a GenBank genome assembly.
CGUCUCUAUCCCACCAUGUCGUUUUCCCAGUAGAUAUCCUGCCGGUGCAGGUCAGAUAAUUGGCUGGGGUUGAAUAUCAUGCGUGCUGAAGAGGAAGCAUCGCGCUGCAAUGGCGCCGCACACGACUCGCUAGGGUGCAUCGAAGCGCGCAUCCCGGAGGACAUCCUGCAGCUCAUAUUCCAAGCGGGCGUCCGGCAAUUUCCCCACCCCGCCGCCUUCCCGUCGGCGACCCCUCCCCUCGAGAUCGCGCUGUCCCAUGUCAACCGGCGGUGGCGGGCGGCGGCGCUUCGUCUCGCCGAGCUGUGGUCCCGGGUGACGGCGUCGCCGUUCGAGCCCCCGGAGAAACUCGAUGUGUAUCUGCAGAGGUCGUGUGGCCACGCGCUGGGGGUCUGUCUGUUCCUGAUGAGGGACUUUUGGAGCGCGGAGCUGCUCACGCGCAUCCGGCCGUGUCUGGGCCGGAUCGUCCGCUUGCAUGUCGUCACGGACUUCGUUGCCCCGGACUCGCUCGUCAGCGCGCACUUCCGCGCGUUCGAUAUGCCGCAGCUGCGCACUUUUCUCUUCACACCGCUGGACACCGAGUUUAAUCCUGCGGCCGGCGGCGGCAAGCCUCUGCUUUCGCUUGCGGGAGGGUCACCGCUGCUGUCCUCUGUCCGGCUCAACGGCCCCGUACUGAAUCUGCUCCGCCUUCCCUUGUCGGGCAUCACCCAGCUCUGCCUCGUCGAGGAGCGAUUCCCGCUUCCAUUUCGGUCGAUAUGCGAGAUCCUCCAGCAAUGUCUCUCCCUCGUCAAUUUUGCGUUCAUCGGACACUCGCAGCGGCCGCACAGAAGACUCGCUGCGCCGAUCGACGUCCUGCCCUUCCGCUUGCCCGAGCUGCGCUAUCUCGCCCUCUCGAACGGAGGCAACGCUGACGUCAUCCUGUCCGCGAUGACGGCGACCAAACUCGACACGAUCCGGCUGUGCAACUUUGACGAGGGCGAUCUGGCGUAUUUCCUGCAGCUCCCGCCCGCCUCGCGCUUCCCCGUGCUCGCGUCGAUGACGCUCCUCGACAACACGUUCUCGAUCGCGGACUACCACGACAUCGCGCGCCUGUUCCCCGGCGUGCGCGCGUUCGCGUGCUCGAACUCGCUCUACACGGACGACGCGCUCGAGUUCCUCGUCCCGCUGCCCAACUCGGAGAGCGCGACGCACAUGCCGUGGCCGAACCUCGACACGCUGUCCUUCAGCGAGGCCCAGUUCCAGGAGAAACACCAGGCGAUGUUGUGCAGCCUCGUCGCCGCACGCAUUGCCCUCAGCGCGCCGAUCCAGCGCCUCUUCCUGGGCUCAGCGAACCGGGUGCUGUUGGAUGGGGAGCGGCUGGAGUGGCUCAAGGAGAGGCUGGUCAUUGACGAGAGCCCGGAAAUGCCGGAGGGCCAGGAAAUGAAGUCGUUGGUCCACUUCUCGGGCGAUGUGAAUCUAUGUUGAGAGCGAUGCGCGGCCGGCUACUAUGUAUUAUAUUAUAUCCCGGGCCGUCUGCGCGCUCCAAUUAUGCAAUAUACUUACUUACUCAAGGUUAUCAUCAUCGUCAUCAUCCAGAGUAGCUCUCCCCCCUAGACUUCCCCGUAGAAACUGUAGCAUCAUGCUGCUCUGAAAUCAUCAGCAUGUAGUAUGUAAUAGCUCUGGACGCCUCUGCGGCCGACUUGAC